Messenger RNA from Letharia lupina, 306 nucleotides. RefSeq lists its product as uncharacterized. Lineage: Eukaryota; Fungi; Ascomycota; Lecanoromycetes; Lecanorales; Parmeliaceae. Gene Ontology annotation, biological process: endocytosis; fungal-type cell wall organization; cortical actin cytoskeleton organization. The record is from RefSeq and is a predicted model, not a curated record. Gene Ontology annotation, cellular component: plasma membrane; cell cortex; membrane raft. The transcript is spliced from 2 exons. Bases 1 to 306 code for a protein of 101 amino acids.
AUGUCACCCAGAGCACCUCUCGCUGUGGUUUCCCUCGUCCUCAUCGCUGGAGCUCUUCUUCUGAUGCUUCUGGUUGUAAUCGGUGGUGCUGUUGACAAAAAUCCAACCAAUCAAUUCUACUUCCUCCAGGCCGAUACUUCCGCCAUCCCAGGCGCUCCGGCUACCUCCAGAUGGACUUUCUGGAAUACCUGCGGUGACACCAACGGACGCAAUGCUUGCCCGCACGUACAUCCAGCAUAUGCAUUCGAUCCCCAGAAGAACUUUGGCACUACCAAGGGAGUGCCGGCUUCCCUCAUCAAGCAGUAG